GCUGCAACGGAGGAGUCUUCGUCGACUAAUGAAGUGCCGCAAGAGGGGAAUACAAGUUCCGGGAAGGAGUCCGGAAGGGAUAAUCCGGCAGACCAAGAGGUUUGGUCGUCGGCUAAUCUGACAGAUGUUGUCAAUGAUUUGAAACUGAUGUCGGAUAAUUCACUGGAGGGUUCCCGAAUUCUCAAACGAUCUUUUCUUGCCCAUCUGAGCGUUGACCUAUAA
Molecule: messenger RNA, 222 nt
Organism: Oldenlandia corymbosa var. corymbosa
Lineage: Eukaryota; Viridiplantae; Streptophyta; Magnoliopsida; Gentianales; Rubiaceae
Source: the annotation of a GenBank genome assembly